Meriones unguiculatus (Mongolian gerbil) is the source of this 732-nucleotide messenger RNA. Its product is annotated as olfactory receptor 52Z1P-like. The record is from RefSeq and is a predicted model, not a curated record. Bases 1 to 732 code for a protein of 243 amino acids. The transcript has a single exon. Gene Ontology annotation, cellular component: membrane. Gene Ontology annotation, biological process: G protein-coupled receptor signaling pathway. Gene Ontology annotation, molecular function: G protein-coupled receptor activity; olfactory receptor activity. Lineage: Eukaryota; Metazoa; Chordata; Mammalia; Rodentia; Muridae.
AUGAAGGUGGACUCCUCCUUUCACAAUCACACUGGCCCACAGGAUGUGUGGUAUGUUCUGUUUGGGAUCCCAGGCCUGGAACACCUGCACGCCUGGAUUGCCAUCCCCAUCUGUUCUAUGUACAUCUUGGCUGUCAUAGGCAAUGUUCUCCUGAUCUUCCUGAUAGUGACUGAACGCAGUCUCCAUGAGCCCAUGUAUUUUUCCCUUUUCAUGCUGGCUUUAGCAGAUCUUCUGCUCUCCACAGCCACAGCCCCCAAGAUGCUGGCCAUCUUCUGGUUUCAUUCCAAGAGUAUAUCCUUUGGUAGCUUUGUCUCCCAAAUGUUCUUCUUUCAUUUCAUCUUUGUGGCAGAGUCUGCCAUUCUUCUGGCCAUGGCAUUUGACCGCUAUGUGGCCAUCUGUUAUCCACUGAGAUAUGGCAGCAUCCUCACUUCCUCAGUCAUUGGCAAGAUCGGUACAGCCGCUGUGCUCAGAAGCCUUUUCAUCUGCAGUCCCUUCAUCUUCCUGGUCCAUCGACUUCUGUAUUGUGGGAGAAAUGUAAUUCCCCAUUCAUACUGUGAGCACAUGGGCAUUGCCAGGUUGGCAUGUGACAGUAUCACUGUCAACAUCAUAUAUGGCCUGACCAUGGCCCUGCUGUCUACAGGGCUGGAUAUAAUGCUCAUCAUUAUUUCCUAUACCAUGAUCCUUCACACCGUUUUCCAGAUCCCUUCCAGAUGCAAGGAAAAGAGGGAUUGA